AUGCAACAACUAAAGACAAAAAUAAAGCCCCCUUUUUUGUUGGAUGGGGUGUCAGCUGCUAGAAGAGGAAAGGUGCUCGAUUACAAGCCUGAGAAGGAUAUCCAUUUGGAAUAAUACUACUUUAAUAAGAAAGUGAGAGAACAAGUGAUCAAAAUGAAACAAGAUAGGAUGAGUCAAAGAAAUCUGGCUCCUCUGCAAUCAAAGUCUUUUGAUUAAACUAUACAUCAACAAAAAUAAACUUAAGCAUUAAAUUAAUCCAGCUCGCCUCAGCAUUAGACAGCUACUAAAGUCUCCAACACUCAAAAAGUUCCGAAUGUAUCAAGAUCAUUAUCUAAAGAACAUUUUGUAACAUUUCUGGAUUCUCUUAUUACAACUGUACAGAAUGUUUAACAGUUAGUAAUUACAUAUUUUCCUUAAGAUUAAAUGGACAAUAAAUUAUCGAAAUAGCAAGAUGAAUUACGUAAAAUUAGUUAAGCAACUGAAUAACUGAGCAGAAAAUUGCGUACAAAUUCUUUGGGUAGUAAAAAGGAAGUAGAGAAUGUCAAAACUCAAAAGAACUUUUCGAAAUUGCCUUAAAUCAAGAAGAGUGAGGGUCAUGUAAGCAAGACCUAAAGAGGAAGAGAACAAUAAUAUCAAAUCCAUAAUUAACCAACUAAAAACAUCACUACUACUGCCUCAAAAACUCUAGAGAAAAAUCAAAAUAUUGAGAUACACGAAACAGACGAUCAUAAUUUUGGUUUUCAAAAUCAUGAAUCUGCGUAGGACAAUACAAUCAAAAAGAUCACUACAGAUAAGCCUGUGGAUCAUAUCUAAAGUCACAGAGAGCCUGACACUUAAUAAUAAAAGUUGCUAUAAAUAAGAUCAGAUUAAACAACUUAACUUCCCUCCUUCAGGAGUUCAUAAUAAAAACCAGUUUAUUAGUAUAAGAAAUAUCAUAAAGAAAUUCAAUUAGUCUUAACCAAACCAAAAUAGCAUAAAAAUGAAAUACAGUUAGUUUCACAAUCUCCAGAAUAAUACAAAAGCAAAAGCGUUAAUACUAAGGACUAUUUAUAGAAAAGUUAAUCAAGGAAUUUGAAAAAAUUGGAUUUCAAAAAAAUCACCUCUAACAAUAUUUCUAAAACUGAACAGCAAAAAUCUAAAAAAAUACUGGAUGGCUAGGAAGAUGCCAUUAAGAAAUCAAACACUCCUCCGAUUCUAAUUAAGAUCACAGAUAUUGACAAAUAACCUAAUGUAGAUCAGCCUAGGAAUGAGGUUUAAGUUGAAGUUGUUGAGGAAGCAGUUUAGAAUUUUUCUAAUGAUUCUGGGCUAUUUUUAAUUUAACAGUCCCAGAAUCAAGAAUAGACUCAAACAUAAACUUUAGAUGAGGAUAAGGGGAAAUUGAAUGGAACUGCAUUCUUCAAGAUUGUGGAAGAAGAAGAAAGGAAAGAGACUAUUGGGAAGAUGACUGAAAGCAAUGAGAUUUAAAGGUCAAAUGUAAAUGAAGAGGGGAAUAAAGUAAAAGAAUCUAAUGAUUAAGAAAAGCCAUAAGAAAAUGCUUUCAUAAUAAUGAUUCAAAAUUAAGUUAUUGAGAAUGAUCAGAAAUUGCUAAAAUAAUAAUAAACCAAUUUUAACACAAUUAAUGAUGUUGAAAAUGGGAGCUAAGUGUUAAUUAAGGCUGCGGAAUCUAUAGAUCCAUAAAGUGAUUAGGAUGUUGUCAAUCCACUGGAAGAUAGUGAGGACUAGCAAAGAGAUCAUUAGGAGAGCUUCUUGAUUACUACCUUGGAGUAAAAUAAUUAAUAAGUUAUUGAAUACUAGAAGGAAAAUUUUGAAUAAGAAUCAUGA
Molecule: messenger RNA, 1821 nt
Organism: Paramecium tetraurelia
Lineage: Eukaryota; Ciliophora; Oligohymenophorea; Peniculida; Parameciidae
Exons: 2
Source: RefSeq, a predicted model, not a curated record